Octopus sinensis (East Asian common octopus) is the source of this 2077-nucleotide messenger RNA. RefSeq names its product tRNA (guanine(37)-N1)-methyltransferase. Gene Ontology annotation, biological process: mitochondrial tRNA methylation; tRNA N1-guanine methylation. Lineage: Eukaryota; Metazoa; Mollusca; Cephalopoda; Octopoda; Octopodidae. Bases 24 to 1940 code for a protein of 638 amino acids. Gene Ontology annotation, cellular component: mitochondrial matrix; cytoplasm. The transcript is spliced from 5 exons. The record is from RefSeq and is a predicted model, not a curated record.
CACUAUGUACACCGGUUAUAGCAAUGAACACAUGGCAUAAAAAACUACGUAACGUUUUGUGUUCGCUGAAAAAAUUUUCCGAUUUUACCACUCGACAAGUUCCACGCCCCAGACUUUCGCUUUCACAUCGAAAUAUUUACAAAGUGGACACACCAAUCAACAACAGAACAACGCCACCAAUUUGGAUUUUAUGUAUUUCAUUUGUGCGAAAGUUGAUUGGUGGCGUGGACGGCGCUAAUAUCUCCUCACCAUCAAAGAAAUCAAUAUUACCGUUGUCGUUAAGAAAUCGAUAUUAUUACCCGGUCAUGUCCAGUGAUGUUUUCCCCUGCGAAGAAAUCGAAGAAAGUCUCCUGCCACCGGAAUCGGUGAGAGGAAUGACUCAACUGGACAGAUCGGCUUUUAAACAAACGAUAUUAGUCCCAGCUUUAAAGGUACCUCGUAAACACAUCUCCCUCCUCAGCAAGCGUCUGAAGAAAUCCUUGGCUCACUUCAAAAAAAUCAAAUCCAUUGCAGAGCUUUCUGAGUCCGACCCACAUCAUGAUGACUUCCGGCUAUUUCUCUUCGACCCGUCCAAGUACCGAGAUGCUGACUGCUUCUCUGAGGAGGAACGCCAGUUGCUACUCGAAGCAGGUGUUGAUGUUGAAACAGCACUGUUCUGGGCAGAAAUUGGGUUGAGUUAUGACAAUUGGAAUGCCUCUGAGAUUCUACGAGCCAUUCUGCCAAAAGGCUUUGACAAUGUGUCUGGGUUCAGCAAUGUUGGACAUAUUGCACAUUUCAACCUGCGAGAAGAGACUCUACCCUACAAAUUCCUUAUAGGACAAGUUAUUUUGGACAAGGUACCAAGUGUGAGGACAGUAGUUAACAAGACCAAUAUUAUUGACAAUACCUUCCGCAAUUUCCAGAUGGAGCUGUUGGCUGGAGAAGACGAUUUCUAUGCCACUGUCCGAGAGAAUAAAUGUAUCUACCAAUUUGAUUUUUCAAAGGUUUACUGGAAUUCCAGACUUUCCAUGGAACAUGAGAGGAUUGUGUCAAAAUUAGAGAAGGGUGACGUGGUGUAUGAUGUGUUUGCUGGUGUAGGUCCAUUUGCCAUCCCUGCAGCAAAAAAGGGGUGUGUUGUGCUAGCCAAUGACCUGAAUCCUGAGUCAUACAAAUCCCUUGUGCACAAUGCAGCCAUGAACAGGAUCAAAUCUGACUUCUGUGCCUACAACCUGGAUGGUCGGAAGUUCAUCAGAAACAGUGUGAAGGAGGACAUGUGUUGUCGAUGGUUACAACUGAUUGAUGCAGAAGCUAUCCACAGCGGUGUGGAUUGCAGUAAUGUCAGUUACACUGAUAAUAGUAAUGAAAAAGCUGUUGGUGACAACAUUGGAGGUUGUAAUAGUGGUGGAGGUAUUAUUGGUGCUGUUGUUGGUGGUAUUUGCACAGACAUUGGCAAUGCUGCCUUCACAAAAAAUUGGACUUCUCCUGCGUUCCACAUUGUCAUGAAUCUACCUGCCAUUGCUGUUGAAUUCUUAGAUGUCUUUCAGUCCAUGUGCAGCGAUAUCCCUGUCACCAGCCCCGUAGUGUCUCCGCUGGAACAGAGGACGUGCCUCCUGCCUCAUGUCUAUUGCUACUGCUUCUACAAGGGUGACAACCCCGAGGCAGAUAUUGAAAAACGGGUGCGCCAGGCACUCAGAUGUGAUCACCCACCUCAAGAUCUUGUAAUUCGCUUUGUACGCAACGUGGCACCAAGCAAAGACAUGUACUGUGUAGAGUUUGUUGCAUCGAAGGAGCUGCUAUGGAGACCAGUAACACAGACAAGGAUGAAGGUAGAUAGCCAUGGAAAUAGCAAAUGCUAUGCAGAUUCUCAACCCGAGACUAAAAAGCGACGUUUGGAGACUCUAGAGGUUGGAUCUCAACAACUACUACAACAACAUCCAUUUCACUGCUCACAACCAAAAUGAUGAUCUUUUAUUCCACAGCAUUGGCAGUUGUUUUCCUUUCAUCAGCACAGUUCAGGGUCAACUUGGGCUUCAUUAUGGCCUUAACAAUAUACUACUUAGCAGUAAAAGAGAAAAUAAAUUUUAUUUAUUUUGUUUUA